AUGACUGGUUUCCUGCAAUUCACACUAAAAAUCAUUUUAAGUACGGAAUUCAUCAUAGGGAAUUUAGGAAAUGCAUUCAUAGUACUGGUGAACAUCAUGGACUGGGUCAAGAGAAGAAAGAUCUCUUCAGUGGAUCUAAUCCUCACUGCGCUGGCCAUCUCCAGAACUAUUUUUCUGUUGGCACUAAUUUCAUGUUUAUGGAGACCUGUGCCAUACUCAUCUUUAAUGAUAAUUGGAAAGAUGAUGAGAGUACUUAAUAUUUUCUUCACAGUGACCAACCACUUCAGCCUCUGGCUCGCUACCUGCCUCAGCAUCUUUUAUUUCCUCAAGAUAGCCAACUUUUCAAACUCCUUUUUCCUUUAUCUAAAGUGGAGAGUUAAAAAAGUGGUUGCGGUGGCAUUGCUGGCAUCUCUUCUUAUCUUGUUUAUCAACAUUGUGAUCAUAAACACAAAAACUGAUGCCUGGAUUGAUAAUCACAAAGCAAAUAGGUCCUACAAUACUGUCUUAAACAUUUCUGAGCAAUUUUGUCAUCUUUUUUUGUUCCCCAACACUAUGUUCACACUCAUACCUUUUUUCGUAUCUCUAGUAACUUUUUUCCUGCUGAUCUUCUCCCUCUGGAAACACCUGAAGACCAUGCAGCACAACACCAAAGGCUCCAGAGAUGCCAACACCAUGGCCCACAUCAAGGCACUGCACACUGUGGUUGUCUUCAUGUUGCUGUAUAUUAUUUUCUUUCUGUCAUUUCUCUUACAAUCUUGGAACAAUGAGUCUCUGCAGAAAAAUAUGAAUAUUUUAUUCUUCAGGGUAAUUGGAGUUGCUUUCCCUUCAGCCCAUUCCUGGGUCCUCCUUCUUGGAAAUAAUAAGCUGAGACAGGCUUUAUUCUCUGUGCUGUGGUGCACGAGGUAUAGAACAAAGAUAUAG
This is a messenger RNA of Nannospalax galili (Upper Galilee mountains blind mole rat), 921 nucleotides long. RefSeq names its product taste receptor type 2 member 140-like. The record is from RefSeq and is a predicted model, not a curated record. The coding region runs from base 1 to 921 and encodes 306 amino acids. Gene Ontology annotation, biological process: detection of chemical stimulus involved in sensory perception of bitter taste; G protein-coupled receptor signaling pathway; sensory perception of taste. Gene Ontology annotation, molecular function: G protein-coupled receptor activity; bitter taste receptor activity. Gene Ontology annotation, cellular component: membrane. The transcript has a single exon. NCBI's taxonomy places the organism in Eukaryota, Metazoa, Chordata, Mammalia, Rodentia, Spalacidae.